Messenger RNA from Myotis daubentonii (Daubenton's bat), 9355 nucleotides. RefSeq names its product CUGBP Elav-like family member 6 (gene CELF6). The record is from RefSeq and is a predicted model, not a curated record. Gene Ontology annotation, molecular function: RNA binding. NCBI's taxonomy places the organism in Eukaryota, Metazoa, Chordata, Mammalia, Chiroptera, Vespertilionidae.
CUCCGGUCCUGGGAGGGGACGGCGGGACCGGCGGGACCGGCGGGACCGGAGGGAGGGAGGACUGAUCAGGGAGAUGGCCGCGGCGCCCGGAGGGUCAGCGCCGCCCACCGGCCCCGUCCCGCGCUUGGGUUUCAGCACCACGGACAGCGGCGUCGGCUUGAGCGGGCUAAACCCAGGUCCUGCCGUGCCCAUGAAGGACCACGACGCCAUCAAGCUCUUCGUGGGGCAGAUCCCGCGGGGCUUGGAUGAGCAGGACCUCAAGCCGCUGUUUGAGGAGUUCGGCCGCAUCUACGAGCUGACGGUGCUGAAGGACCGGCUCACCGGCCUCCAUAAAGGCUGUGCCUUCCUCACCUACUGCGCCCGGGACUCUGCUCUCAAGGCUCAGAGUGCACUGCACGAGCAGAAGACCCUGCCAGGGAUGAACCGUCCAAUCCAAGUGAAGCCAGCUGCCAGCGAGGGCCGAGGAGAGGACCGAAAGCUGUUUGUGGGGAUGCUGGGGAAGCAGCAGGGUGAGGAGGAUGUCAGACGCCUGUUCCAGCCUUUCGGCCAUAUCGAGGAGUGCACUGUCUUGCGGAGCCCGGAUGGCACCAGUAAAGGCUGUGCCUUUGUGAAGUUUGGGAGUCAGGGGGAAGCUCAGGCGGCCAUCCAGAGUCUGCACGGCAGCCGGACCAUGGCGGGUGCCUCAUCCAGCCUCGUGGUCAAGCUGGCGGACACGGACCGGGAGCGAGCCCUGCGUCGUAUGCAGCAGAUGGCGGGCCAGCUGGGCGUCUUCCACCCGGCGCCGCUGCCGUUUGGCGCCUGCGGAGCCUACACCACGGCGAUCCUGCAGCAGCAGGCGGCCUUGCUGGCAGCGGCCCAGGGCCCGGGACUAGGCCCGGUGGCUGCGGUGGCCGCACAGAUGCAGCACGUGGCGGCCUUCAGCCUAGUCGCCACGCCGCUGCUGCCCGCGGCAGCCAACUCCCCUCCUGGCGGUGGCCCGGGCGCGCUUCCGGGGCUCCCGGCACCUUUCGGAGUCAAUGGAUUCAACUCCCUGACCCCUCAGACCAACGGGCAGCCGGGCCCUGACACCCUCUACAAUAACGGGCUCUCCCCUUACCCAGCCCAGAGCCCAGGUGUGGCUGACCCGCUGCAGCAGGCCUACGCUGGGAUGCACCACUACGCAGCCUACCCAUCAGCCUAUGCCCCAGUGAGCACAGCUUUCCCUCAGCAGCCUUCAGCCCUGCCCCAGCAGCAAAGAGAAGGUGAGGGACAGGGCUGGACAUCAGGACCUGGUGGGGCUGGACUCAGGGUCCCUUCCCUGAAACAGCCUGCUGCUGUUCCUGCAGGCCCCGAAGGCUGUAACCUCUUCAUCUAUCACCUGCCUCAGGAGUUUGGUGACGCAGAACUCAUACAGACAUUCCUGCCCUUUGGAGCUGUCGUCUCUGCCAAAGUCUUUGUGGAUCGAGCCACCAACCAGAGCAAGUGUUUCGGGUUUGUUAGCUUUGACAAUCCAACCAGUGCCCAGACAGCUAUUCAGGCCAUGAAUGGCUUUCAAAUUGGCAUGAAGAGGCUCAAGGUCCAGCUAAAGAGGCCCAAGGAUGCCAACAGGCCUUACUGAUCUGCUCUCACUGACCAGUCACAGAAAGAUUCAGAAGAGUGAGAAGAAGAAAAGAGAGGAAAAGCACAGAAGCGCUUAAGCAGCCCUUCUUGAAGGAGCAGCCGCAGACGGAGGUGGAUUGGGCCCAAGGCCAGUGCCUGGGGCUCAGGCCACUUUAAGGAUUGUCUUCAUCAAGUGGGCUGUUCUAUGCCUGUGGCAUAAAGCUCAGGCUGGAAAAGCAGCUGGGACUGGCUGAAGAUGAACUGUCAAGGGAACCAGCAGAGGGACUUGGUGGUGCCAGAGGCUUCUCUGCAAGGGAAGCUCAGAUUUACUUCAUUCAAAAUCAUAUCAUUCCUUAGAGUUUAGGGACCAAAGGACUAUUGCUUUUUAAAGAAUAUAUAUAUCAAAACAAAACAAAACACAUAAAAGAGAAACACAAAGAUAGAGUCUCAUAAAAGCUGCCUUUAAAUAUCCCUAGGAGACAGGGUGAAGGAGACCUUUAAAAGCCCAAGCCUACUCAAAGGGAGGCUGUAGAAAGAUUGUUGUUCUGUGUCACAUAGUCUCUUAAACCAUCUCCCCACACUGCCUUUUUAAAAUAAUUAAGGACUUGAAGUCUAGGCUCAGAUGCAGGUGACAAGAGAGUUAUGGAAACAGUGAACCCACAGUACCCAAACACAGAGAGCAUCACCGAAGAGGCUUCAGGAGGAACUCUGGCCUGCCCUGGCCUUUACCACCAAGAGUGGGAACCUGCCUUUCUUUCCUGACAGCCUUUCCUGUGGAACCACUACUUCUCUGGGCUGGAAGAAAAAGGGAGUUUUGGCCACCCUAGCUUUUCCCUUUCCUCUCCAUAUAGACAGAGGCCCUGCCUUUGGCUGAGCCGAGACACCUCCUAAUUGCCCACACGGGGAGCCAGCCCCAGUGUCCCCUUGCUCCAGGCCACCUUCUAUUUCUAAGUUUGACCACCUGUAAAGUAGAUUCAGAAUACAUGUAGAGGGCUGUGACAACAGACUUGGAAGUUUGCUGCUGUAUAUACAGCCAUUAAGAAGGGAGUAAUUUUCAAUAUCUAGAAGGUUCAGAAUUUAAAGUCCCUCUUUACCCACGACCUGGGAGAGUAGAUGUUUUGCCAAAAUACUUCUUCAUUCCUUUAAAAAGUAUAUCUUUCUUAUGCAAUAGUGUUUCACGUGCUUAUCCAAGGUGCUUCUAGAUGGUGAGCAGUGUUCAGCUUAGAAGUGGUGUGUGCUUUGUCCGUCUUUGUCUGUCUGUUGUAUACUGUGGGUGCCAUAUAAAGCUGACCAAUGGUGGUACUUCCUGCUUGCGUCUGUGAGAUGGGCAAAAGAUUUCAGCUUAGAACGCCAUGAUUCAUCUUGCCUUUGCCAGCCUUUCCUGGGCCUGCAGGGACUUGCACAUAUCAGAAGGAUAAUUUUCUCUCCACCCCAUAGACAUGGAUUAAACUGGUCUGUGGCCCCACCUGUGUGGUGGGCACUCUGAUCCUCAGAUGUUGCUGAGGCUGGAGGCCUUUGAUCUGAUAGCAAAUCAGAGAGCAAAGGAUGUGAGGGUGGGAUCAGAGGGUUCGUCCUUUAUAACAGUUUUUAAGAAAACCUAUUCCUACCUUUUCCUCUGUCUUUGACUCAUUUUUGGAAGGAAUGGGAUGAAAAAUAGAUCCAGUAAUAAAAUUACCAGGUAAGGUAUGGUAUAUAUCAAUUAAUAAUUUUCAACUGAGAGAAGAACCAGUGUUAAGGGCAUCUGUACAUCAGCACAAUGCUGACACAUAGACUGACCACCCUAGACACUGAUGGAGCUAGGUAGCACCUACAUAUUCAAACAGAUGUUCACAUAGAGGUAUAGAGGCCCCCUCAGUACUAGGUUCUAAGCACUGUGCUAGGAACCUGGGCUCAGGCAUGUUCUAAGUACUCAAAGUUAGGAGGAAAGACAGACCAAUAAUGUAGUUAUAAUGGAGGGCCACACAUGGUCUAUGAUAAGAAGAGUACCUAAUUCAGACUUGAUUGGUAAUUCAGACUUGAUAGAUCAGAAAAAGGUUUCCUGAAGGAUAUUAAAAGAAGGGUCUUCGAGGAUGAACUGGGACUUUUGGACAAAGACAUUUGGACAGUGCAUCAUUUUGAUCAAUUAACUUAAUUACCAAGAAAUAAUAACAAUUACCAUUUAUUCAGUGCCUACUAUGUGCAGACAAUGGGCACCAAGACUCUUUUCCCAUUACAAAGUCACGUUAAGAGACUUGAACCAAAAUGGUAUUUAAAAGUAUUUUGCUUCAUACUUAGGAACUGCCAGAUUGUGUGCCAAUGGCUGCAGAGGUCGGCAGAGUCUAGGUAAAGGGUCAGCAGACUAUGGUUUGUGGACAAAUCUGGCCUGCAGUCUAUUUUUGUAUAGCCUAUAGGCCUUAGUUUGUAACUAAGGAUGUUUUUUACAUUCUUAAAGGAUUGUAAAAAAUGUUUUAAAUAAUACAGAGACUAUGUGUGGCCCACAAACUCUAAAAUAUCUGAUCUUUUAGAUAAAAAGUUUGCUGACCCCUAUAAGAUCAUGGAAGACUUGUAAAAUGUCUAAUGAGUUUGAACAACAUGGUGUUUGUGUCUCUGUUGUUUGUGCAUUUAGUAGUCUGAACCCUUUUAGCUGCAAGUGUCAAAAACUCAACUCAAACAUGUUUAAGCCAAUAAGAAAUUACUUGGGUAAUGUAAUUGAUAAAUCAAAGGAUAUAUCUUCCUUCAGGCAUGGCUGGAACUAGGGGUUCAAAUAAUGAUGUCUCCAUCUUUUGGCUUGGCCUCACUAGUUCUAGCUCUAAAGUCCUAGGGAGAACUUUGGCCAGAAUGGACAUGUGCCCACCUCUAGGGUGGAAGAGUAGACCACCAUAAUUGACAACUUCACCAGGACUAUGUGGAGGGGAGGAAUGGCUCCCCAAAAGAAGGGAUGAUGGACAAAUAAGCAAUGUGCAUCUACUAUAUUCCACUUCUUUAUUGCUCAGCAUCCACCUGUAGUUUUCUUGACAAACAUACAAUUUCAAAAGUGUGCCUGCCUAUCAAUGCAAUGACCAAAAAAACAUGCUCACUUCCCAAUGGAAGACAAAACAGGAUCAUGUCCAGUUGCUUUAUUGAACGAACCCCCAGUCCAGGAUCCCUCUGUAAUGUGCAAUUCUUGAUCAGGUCUGGAUAUAACUUCUCAUGAUUUUGCAAUCCAUAUCCAAAAGAUAAAUUUAGCUACUUCUAUAUAACCAAUAUAAAAUGGGGGAGGAAAAUAGGAUAACCAGUUUUUAAAAAGGAAAAACACACCUUCCAUUUGGAAUAGGGGAGAAGAGAAAACAGUGGUCACUGAUCUAUAGCAUAUAGCACAUCCUUCUGGACAGUGGAGCAAGCUUCUUGAUCAAAACUGAUUGUUCUUCAUCCUUUCCACUGGGAAGUACCCUUACCUAUUUUCCUUUAUGGGCAUCCCUGAGAGGAUGUCCCUUCUGGAACUGAAGCUUCCCUCUUCCCUUUGGGCAUGAUUUUGGGCCCAAAGAAUGUCUUAGAGAUUAUACAUUCCCAGAACCUCAUUUGCCAGGUAUGAGGAUUUUCUAGUGAUACAAUUCCUUUCAAACUGAUUGAUUUGAUUCUAGGGCUCUUGUGAGCUACUAACCAUCAGCAAGAUCUUACUGAGUCCUUGUCCUUGAGUCUGGAUCUGGCCUUUGGAAUUUCUGUCUCUCAGCAACAGACCACACUUUGUCCAUUUCCUUCUCUCUUAACAUCAUGGCUUCCAUAGGGCCUGUCUGGCAAUAAGUCAACCUUAAUCUGCUCAACACCCCCAGAGACAGAUUCCCUAUUCAUUACUUGGGUGGCUCAUGCUCCAGUGGCCCUGAGCAGAUAGUCACAAACCCCUGAGUUGCACUGGCUCCUAAGCCUCAACCCAAGGAGAUGCUUAGCACAGGAGUGAGACAACCACACCACCACUCAUUCUGGCCAACCUGCAGGUUGCUCUACUCCUCACCCUCUGGCCAUGGUCUAUUAUUACACUGAGGCCAGUUCACCAAAAUAUUCCUGAAGGGAGUAUGGCAAUGGACACCAAAUUUGGGGAGCCUCAAGAACUUAUAUAACUUGAGGACCACAGGCAGAGCCUUUAGCUGUUAACCUUUCUCCUAGAGUAGGUCAGAAAUGGCUUGAUCUGGCAACCUUGGCACUGGGCCCCUUACAGAAAGCCAGCAGUCUGGGCUAGAUUCCCUGUUUUUGAGCAGGAAAAAGUCAGUUGUGUCCUCAUGACUUUCUUGUUACUAUUGGGACCAAUGUUGAGAUGGGGUCUUUGAUUGUGGCCCCUGUCUUAACCCAAGCACUCUAGAAAGCAGACUCUAGGCAAGGAUUAAAGAACUCAUACUUUUUUGGAAGAUGGAAGCCCAGGAUGGCAAAAGGAGAGACUUGUGAGGCAAGGAAAGAUGCGGAAGGAUGUAAUACAAUGCCUUACUGUGUUGACCACAAUUUUAUAUGAGCCAGGGGGAGAGAGAAGAUCUGACAGGUUUGUUUGCUAAGCACAAGGUGUUUGCAAGGAAAACCACACCUUGGAGCAGGUCACAAAGAGGAGAAUUGAGGGGGAAUUUGUCUAUCUGUUCCCUUCAUGUCUCCUGUUUUCUAUUGGCCAAGGUGCACCCCAAAGGGUACUAACUCACUCUGAGUUGCAUCAUUGUCCUCUGGGCAUCUGCUUGGGAAUUCAGAUCCCAUGGCCUGUCAUGUGGCAUUUCUACUAUAGAUGUGGCAGUGGAUGGGCUACUUGGCAUGGGUGGGGUGCCAACUAAGGAAGAGUAAGAAGGAGGUAGCCUAGAGAGUCCAAGAAGGAGUAUGAGGUUUGUGACCAAUACAUCCCACUCUCUCCCACAGGAUUCACAGCCAAGGUCCCCAGGCACCAGAAUCCUUGGCACUGUCUGAAUGCUAAGUGAAAUAAAUACUGUUUAACUUGGGAGAAAAAAGAAGCAUUCAGGUGUGGCUUGGAGGAUCAGUCUUUAUCUCUGGAACUUCCCAAGCCCUAAGCUCCAGUAUCUCCUAUUGGAUUUCCUAUUUCUAUGCCUUUAUUCUCACUCACUUUAGCUGGGGGAGGAGGAUCUGGUUUUAUCAUCUAUAAAACGCAUCAUUACUAGACCCUUGGCAGUCUUAGCUUGCUAGCCACAAGCAGAAAAGGCAACUCUAAACAGCUGUAUACAGUUCUGGUUCUGCCAGCAUAGAAGAAAGCUGAACUGCAGAACCUUACUAAAAAUCUUGAGAAAAGGCCAGCAUACUCCCAUAUCCAGACAUCUUCCCAGUGUGUCCCUGAAAUCUCCAUCUAUGAUGGAUGCAUGACCCAAAUCUCAAGAUAAAACAGAAGAUCAUUUAACUAGCCAACUUGAUACCAGAUAACAAGGAUUUCCAACUUCUCAACCAAGGACCAUCAGAUACCCACUGAAAUUUCACUUCAGUUCUGACAAUUCCACCUUCUGGAGUCUGUUCUUUUUACACUUCCAUUUCUGUAUGAGGGCUGGUUUAAUUAGAAGUGAUAGGAACCAACACAAACCAGCUUAAGCAAGAAGGGAACUGUGUAGUGGUAUUACUGACUUCAGGUAGAGCUGAAUUCGGGACUCAAACAAAUGUUACCAUGUCUCUCCCACUCCAUCUCUCAGGGCUCUGCUUUACUUUGUGCCUUGGUCUCAUUCUCUUUCCUGCCAUGGACACACAUUCUCCAUGUGACAGAGAUAACUAAAUGCUAGCUGCUUCAAUCUUAUAUGCUUCUACCACCAUGUCCUCAAAAAUAAGAUAGCUUUGAGGGGAAGUUUAUGAUUGGCUUUAUUAGGUCACUUCCCCAUAUCUAAACUAAUUAUUUUGGUCAGGGUGAUAGAGUCCCCUGCCUGGCCUGAUGGGUCAUCUCUAUGGAGUGGAAGGCGGUGGGGGCGGGGGGGGCAGGUAGAGGUGGCAUUGUGACUGUCAGCCCCACCAAGUACUUUUUCAAAAAUAUUUUUUUAUUGAUUUCAGAGAAGAAGGGAGAGGAAGAGAGAUAUAGAAACAUCAAUGAUGCAUCCCCCACACUGAGAAUCUAGCCCGCAACCCAGGCAUGUGCUAUGACAGGGAAUUGAACCGUGACCUCCUGGUUCAUAGGUCAAUGCUCAACCACUGAUCAAUGCCAGCUGGGACCAAGUACUUUUGGAGUGCAAAAACAUGUACUGCAUGGUCUGGGAAAAAUGUGUAAUUUUCCUGGGUGGAGUAUAGGAUGCAGGUGAAAAGGUGGUGAAUGUCAAGUAGGAGGCAGAUCCAAAGAAAGGGUAUAAGUUUUAUCUUGGGGCCAGUAAGGAGCCAUGGAAGGAUUUACAUAGAGGAAUGAAAUGAUUACUUUGGGUUUUUGGAAAGAUUCCCUUGGGCAGCUAAGUAGAGAAUAGGUCGGAGGAGUAGAUACCGGGAUAAGGGGUCUAGUUAGGAAGCUAGAACAAUGGUUCUAAUGAGGAGGAAUAGGAAUAUAAAGGAGGGAUUGAUUUGAGAUGCAUUAAGAGGUAAAAUUGAAGAUCUUCAUGAGGUAAAAUUGGUUCCAUUUAAGUGAUGACGGUGGGAGAAAUCUAAGAUGCUUCCCUCUCAAGGUUUAGACUGAACAUGUCAGAGGUGUUAUUUACUAAGCUAGGAACAUGACGAAAAUGCAUAUUGAAGAGGUGAGUUUGCCUGUGGAGACUUUUCUUAAAAGGCAACUUAUCCACCUUGUCUGGUGUGGUUCAAUUGGUUGGAGCAUCGUCCCAUGCACCAAAGGGUCAGGAGUUCAAUUCCCAGUCGGGGCACAUACCCAGGUUGUGGGAAAGGAUGGAUAUACAGAUUUGGGAGUCAGCAGUUACACAGGCUGAUUUAAGCAGAAAAGCCAUUUGUUGGAAAGGCACUGGGUGGGUCAUAGAAUUGCCAGGCAGGAGACACAGACUUAGAAAGUAAGCAGGAACAAUGGGAUGCCAAUCCACCAGAGCAAAAGUCAGAAUCAGAUGCCAGAAUCAGAUGCUGGUUAACCAAAGCCUAGUGACAAUACUGCCACUGUCAUCAUCACUGGACACUAAGUAUCACCAUGGCCAGUGCCCACAUCACUACAGCCCUCCUCUCCCCCAGCAUGGGAUAAAGCUGACCCUACUGUGGCCACUGCCGCCAGGAUGAACUAUCUGUUGUUCUAGUUCUCCUAAUCACUUACUGCAGAAUCUACAUUUCUGGGGGCUACUUGGUCAGGCCUAGGUUUCAUGCCUCUGUUUUAGUUGCCAAAAAGCUGGGAAAGCAAAGACCCAACCUUUUCUAUGUCAGUCAUGGGAAGUGGGCUGUGUUUACCUUCAAGACCUGUAACAUAGGAGAUUCAGAAUCUGGACAUCCCCAAAUUGCCAAGGUCUGCUUCUGGUAGAGACUAAUGAGGUCACUAGGAAGAGUGAUGAGGGUAGAAAUGAGUAUGAAUUGAACUGUUUUUAAUCUAUUUAAAUAGUGAAUGAUAGAAAAGGAGUCUAUUAAGGAUGCUAUGAAGAAGCCAUAUUAGGUGUAGGAAGAGCAUAGCCUAUAGGAGCUAACAAAGGAAAGAGAUGCAGGGAUAGGGUGCCUAACAAUGCCAAGUGACAUUAAUUAGUCGAAUAAAUCAGAAAAUUUCCAGUGAAUUUAGUAGUUUGGAAGUAAUUUGAAACUUUGGUGAAAGUGUGUUCAGCAUAGAUUUUGGGGAGAGGUCAGAGGGCACUAGAUCCAAGGAAUAAAUGGGAGGAGAGGACAUGGAGAUGAAGAGUGUAGACUACUCCCUAGAAGCUUGGUUGAAGACAAGAAAAAGUAUGUAAUAACCAGUAGUAUG